Owenia fusiformis is the source of this 2871-nucleotide messenger RNA. Lineage: Eukaryota; Metazoa; Annelida; Polychaeta; Sabellida; Oweniidae. The record is from the annotation of a GenBank genome assembly.
GAACACUCAGUCAUUGUACGAAACUAAAGUUUAACAAUGAGGAGAGUUCAUCCAAUAUUGAGUUUAUUGUCCGUCGUUCUGAUAAUAAAAUGCUGUGCUGCGGAAUUGUCUGCAGUUGGUACCAAUUUCCGUGCGUUGGCCAUGCCAGAGAAUGCUGCGGCGGAGAGGGAUGCUAUUCGAACAUCAUUCGGAUACAUUCAUCCAGCUACGAUUAACGCUGACGGCAGCUUCAACGAUAUAGAUUACAAUGACGCCGGGGGUUGUAUGGAACAUGGGGAACGCCUUAGCAAACUCAUUCAAGCGUAUUAUCUUAAUGUAACGGUAGAUUACAUUGAAAAUUAUUUUUAUCGAAACUCAACUACAUGGGAAUGGGUUGUGAAUUCAUGGACGUUCAUAGCCUAUAAUGCUCCCGACGUCACGGACUGGAACUGGUGGACGGCACAGAUCGGUACUCCACGGUCCUUCUGGCAAGGCCUCUUCCUGUCAAGAGGAAAGAUCAGCGACAUAUUGUACGACGAUAUGAUCAAAAGGUAUUGGACUGAUGCUCAAGUUUGGAACAUCUCAACCAUAGAUGGUAAAAUGUCGGCUUCAAAUAUGGCCAAUAGAGGAUUCUUGGGGUUGUUUGAGACGUUCUAUCAAGGUGAAGAUCGUUUCAGUGACAGACAAAAUGCUCUCUUUAAACGUUUGGAAAACGAAAUCGAAGAAAAAAAAUCAUACCAAGGAGAGGGUGUAGGAGCUGACUAUUGUAUCCACGUACAUAACAUACAUGAGGGAGUAUGGGAGGUCCCUUACUACAGUUCCCACCUCCGAUUGAUGAUCUACAAUGGCGGAUACGGGGCGGAGUAUCUCAAGAGAUUUGCGUACAUCUAUAUCCUUCUACAAAACACUGAUUACGAGAUUGAAGAGGAUGUGUUGUCAGAGUUCAUCAAUUGUUUCUUGGAGUGCCAUCAAUAUUUGGUGCGUGGUCAGACAUUUGAGCCAUCCUCCGUCGGGCGUAAUAUCGAUGAUAACCAGCGAGUGACAUAUUGGGCGGCUUACGACUCCGUCUACAAGGUAGCAGAAUUGCUUUUACAACUUGACUUCCGCAGACAGGAAUUAGAAAACGUGAUUACAAGAUACCUCAACCAUGGUCCUACUAGCGCAGAAAACGCCCUCAUUGGUAAUCGGGCAUUAUUCGCCUCAGAUAUGAUAGUCCACCAUAGACAAAGUUACAUGGCGAGUGUGCGUAUGUUUUCUACUCGCACGGUCCGACCCGAGACGUGGGUGAGCGAUCGCAGAACAAUUAAUCCAUACGGAUACUACACUGGAGAUGGAUUUGUGUUUCUGUCCCAGGACGACAACGAGUUUGGAGAACGAUACAACGAAGUUUUCCAAUAUUAUGACUGGGAAAAGAUUCCAGGUACAACGGUUUUAUAUAGUGGAAGUGUACCCCAGGAAGGGAUGGAGAGAGUAGGAGACACUCCGAACUUCCCCCAUCAUAUAAGUAAUGCGAAGUUUGUUGGCAGUGCCUCUGAUGGAAUGUACGGUGUUGCCGCAAUGGUCUACGAUCGUCCAACGGUUAAUAUAACAUUGAAGAAAUCUUGGUUUUUCUUUGAUGAUGAAGUCGUCUGUCUAGGAAGUGAUAUAUCCCUCCGCGAAGAAUAUACCUCUAAUGGUCUUCCUAUAAUAACUACGCUUAAUCAAGUUGUCCAAGAUGGCGAAAUUGCAUUUAUGACUACAACAGGGUCGUUGCAAUAUGUAAAUUGGAACAGUAAUGUAAAUAUCCCAAAUGCCAAAUGGGUUCACCACGACAACACGGCAUAUGUGUUCCCAAAUGGAGCAGAUGCAAGCGUCGAUUCGCGUGAAAAGACAGCAGAAAGUAACAUUUUGAAUGUCACAACGAUGUGGAUUGAACAUGGUUUUGAACCGUACGCUUAUAUUAUACAUCCAAAUGUUACAGUUAACCAACUGGAAGAACGCCUUAGUACAUCGUCAGUGGCGAUCAAGCAACAAGACACAAACGCACACGUCGUGUACCACUCAACACUUGAUAUACUCUCCGUCGUUGUAUUCAAUGGUCCGUUUUCCAUCGUUCACCCAAAAUUAUCGUACUCCAUAACGGUUGACCAGCCUUGUAUUUUGAUGAUUCAGCACUCUGGUAACAACAUCACAUUGACCGUUUCCUUCCCGACACAGUUACCCACGACAGUUAAUAUUACGUUAGGCCUGAAUGUAUUCGGAAAAGGUUCAUAUUAUAAUCCAGAUGAACAACUGUCUAUCGUACUUUUCUCUUUCCUUGAUAAUUAUAAAACUGUUGGAAAAAGUCAAAUCAAGACCUACGAGAUUGUCCCAGUGGCUACUAUUCCAAACACUAACGUUGCUGAGAUAGUUGUUGAUGCUGUCGAUGGCGGAAAUGCAGAUGAACCCAUUGUAAAUGAAAACGAAGUCAUUGCAAAUGCAGAUGAAGUGGUUACAACAGAUGAAGUCGUUGAAAAUACAGAUGAAGUCGUUGCAAAUGAAAACGAAGUCAUUGCAAAUGCAGAUGAAGUGGUUACAACAGAUGAAGUCGUUGAAAAUACAGAUGAAGUCGUUGCAAAUGAAAACGAAGUCAUUGCAAAUGCAGAUGAAGUGGUUACAACAGAUGAAGUUGUUGAAAAUACAAAUCCAUCCGCUGCAAAUGAUGACGUUCUAGACACAGAUGAAGUCGCUGAAAAUACAGAUGAAGUCGUUGUAGAUGAUGUUGAUGAUGAAGAUGACGAAAAUGAAGAAGAAGAAGAAGAAGAAGAAGAAGAAGAAGAAGAUGCUGAUGAUAACCUAGGAAAGAAAGAGGACUCAAAGCGUCAAAAGAACCCACAUCGAGGCAAAAAUAAGAGGAAACGAAACGUUGACUAA